Molecule: messenger RNA, 1990 nt
Organism: Mizuhopecten yessoensis (Yesso scallop)
Lineage: Eukaryota; Metazoa; Mollusca; Bivalvia; Pectinida; Pectinidae
Product: retinol dehydrogenase 12-like
Exons: 6
Coding region: 107-1132 (341 amino acids)
Source: RefSeq, a predicted model, not a curated record
UUCGUAACUGGGCACGCGGAAAAGAGGGUGGAUUCAUCUGCUGUUUGGUCAAUUCGUUAUUGAAUUGUAUAGGCAAGACCUAUCAGGAACGUCGAAGAUCAAAGCGAUGUUGUUCUUUGGAGAUGAAGAAGUCAGUGAUGGCAUGUAUUACAUCGGUUAUCCCCUCAUAUUUUCGGGGAUAUACCUACUGAUAGUGAUGUUCGUCAUCAAAAUAAUAUGGGGGACAACUCGUUACUGCAGGAGCCAGGCACGUCUUUUUGGCAAGACAGUUAUUAUAACAGGUGGCAAUACUGGUAUAGGAAAGGAAACAGCUCUGGACUUGGCUAGGAGAGGUGCUCGUGUCAUACUGGCCUGUCGAAACCUGAAUAAGGCCAAGCUGGCUGCCCAAGACAUCAAAGAUAAAACAGGAAACUACAACGUUGAUUAUCAGUAUUUAGAUCUAUCUGACCUUACUUCCGUUCAAAAAUUUGCAGAGCAUAUAAAUGGAUCAGAACCAAGGCUUGAUGUCCUUAUCAAUAAUGCAGGUAUUGCUUCUGUGCCAGAAAAUGGGUUGACUUUAACAAGCCAGAGGUUUGACCUCAUUUUUGGAACCAAUUAUGUUGGUCAUUUUCUGCUAACCUACCUAUUGAUGGACCUACUGAAGAUAUCCUUCCCAUCACGCAUUAUAAACGUCAGCUCCUUUAUGCAUAAAAUGCAUUGGACUCCUCUCAAUCUGGAUUCUGGGCCAAACAGGGAGGGAAUGCGCUACCCUGACCUUUUUGAUUACAGGUGUAGUAAACUAGCCAACAUAAUGCAUGCUCGGGAACUGGCAAAGAGACUGGCCGGUACAGGUGUGACGGCCAACUCCCUUCACCCAGGUGUAAUCAACUCUGAGAUCUGGGUUCCCAUGGAAUCUAAAUGGUACUGUCUGGUGUUUCGCUUGUGGAAAUUUAUAUUACGAUACCUGUGCUUGGACAACAGAGGCGGUGCUCAAACCAGUAUAUUCCUAGCAGUAGACAAAGGUGUCAUGUCAGUAUCCGGAAAAUACUUCUCUAAAAGUGUUGUUUCUAAUGAAAACAAACUGGCACGGGACGAAGUUGCUUGUGAACGACUUUGGACUGCUAGUCUUGAUAUGUGUGGCUUAUCACAAUGAGGAGUAUUUCUUUUGUUUGUGUUCCUUUUGUUUGUGUCAAUUUGGAUCAGAAUUUUUUACAAAUAUUUGAAAGAUUGUUUUGGGUAUAUGCUCUUACAAAAACAGAAAUUUUGCAAAAAUAGCCUUUAUUAAGGUAUGCUUGUAAAUGUGCAUAGAAUAAAUUGUCCCCUUAAAUCACAGUGAAACCAUACAAGCAGUGGUGGAUCUAGUGGGGUUUAUAGGGCUUCAGGACAGCUAUACCACACUGAGCAUGCUAUUCUUAAACCCCGUGCACUUAUUAUAUAUAUAUAUUUACUUGUUAUACAUGUAUCUUGAACCCUUUUGUCUAUUGAUCAAAUUCUGAUAAGCCAGUUGUAAGUUUCUGCCUUGUACAAUCAUUUGAUAACAAGCAACAGUGGGUUUUCAACAUAUUCAUGUAUACCAGGUUCUAUCUUUUGUAUUAAAAAUGAUUUAAGUACCAUGAUGUUAUUUCACUUGAAUGGAUAUUGAUUUUUUUGUCUCUUUUUUUUGUGCAUUUUUAGGUCACCUGACCAUCUCUCAUGGUGACCUUUAUAAUGCAAUAACAUUUUACAUUUUUGCCUUUUUCUCAAAACCUGCUGGGCCAAAUUUGAUGGUACUUGGUACAAGUGAUCAGCAUGGUAUGGGGAUUUAGAUUUGUUCAACUAAAGGGGCUUAGGAGUCCCUAUAGGGACAAAAAUAGAAAAAAAAGCAACGGUGGGUGUUUCGAAAAUUUUGGUUGUUAUGAUUACUGAGUGGUGGCUUCUGAUUUGUCAAAAUUUAGAUUGAUUAAAAGAAUUAACUAUUAAUAAAACCAACAACUGCUAGUGCUACAUGUAUGUCCCAACAGCAAAUUUCAUA